Pristis pectinata (smalltooth sawfish) is the source of this 2827-nucleotide messenger RNA. RefSeq lists its product as uncharacterized. Gene Ontology annotation, biological process: proteolysis. Gene Ontology annotation, molecular function: metalloaminopeptidase activity; manganese ion binding. Lineage: Eukaryota; Metazoa; Chordata; Chondrichthyes; Rhinopristiformes; Pristidae. The coding region runs from base 81 to 1652 and encodes 523 amino acids. The record is from RefSeq and is a predicted model, not a curated record. The transcript has 17 exons. Gene Ontology annotation, cellular component: cytoplasm.
CGGCGGUGAAAGUGAUAAAGGACGAGCGUGGGCGGGCUCGGCACAACACGGUGGUGUUCGCAGUCGGGGCUGCGGCGGUGAUGGCGGGUGCUAAGCUGAGAGUUCCAGAAAUUAUCUUCACAACUCAAUUGCAAACCAACCUGCUGAAGUUUGAUGGUGUUGUCUUAGUAACAAAUACCAUUGACAAGCUUUCUGGAGAUUUGAAAUGUUUGAAGACCCCACUUGACCAGUACAAAUCUCUUGAUGCUUCAUUGGAGCAGGAAGUGGUGUUGGUCCAUGCUCCUGAUCUUCCAGGAGCUAGAGUGAUCUUUUCGCCAACUGGACCUCUCAACAGAGAUUACGAUGAUGUGCGGAGAUUUAGUGAUGCAGCUACCAGUGGCAUCAAGCGUGCUCUGAAGGCUGGCAUGGUAAAGCCCAUCUUGGUAUGUCCCCCAGAAGGAUUGUUCAAAGAUGCUUCCUUGGUCACCGUGCUCGGAGCUUUACAUGCUUUGUAUGUUCCAUUGGAAAUCCGUGAAGCACACAAAGAAAAGGCUACUAAAGUAGACUAUCUAGGUGUAUGGGCCUCCGGUGAGGAGGAAGGGAAGAAACUUGUGCAACUGGCAUCAGCACUGGAGGAGGGCAGAACUGUAUGCAGAGAUAUUGGUGGAUCUGACCCAGAGCGAAUGGCCGCUCCAAAUGUGGCUGACUAUGUUCAGAAUAUUUUUCGUAAUUCUGUUGUCUCUGUUUCGGUGACUAGCAAUUUAACAACUCUACAGGAGCAAUACCCAUGCUUUGCAGCAGUCAAUCGCUGUGCUAAAGGUGUAGCACGUCAUCAGGGACGGGUUAUUGAACUGGAAUACGCUGGAGAAGGUGCCAUAGAUAAAACAGUCCUGCUUGUUGGCAAGGGAGUAACGUAUGAUACAGGUGGUGCAGACAUCAAAGCUGGUGGUAUUAUGGCAGGAAUGCACAGAGACAAAUGUGGAGCAGCUGCUGUUGCUGGGCUCUUCCAGGUGCUUUCAAUUCUGAAACCCAAGGGAAUCAAAGUAAUUGGUGCAAUGGCAAUGGUCAGGAACAGCGUUGGUUCAGAUUGCUAUGUGGCUGAUGAGAUUAUCACAUCUCGCGCAAAGAGAAGAAUUCGGGUUGGAAAUACAGAUGCUGAGGGGCGGAUGGCAAUGUUGGAUCUGUUGUGCUACAUGAAGGAAAGGGCCCUUGAAGAAUAUGAACCUAAUCACUUUGAAUUGUUCACGAUUGCCACACUGACUGGCCAUGCUAUUCGAGCUGUUGGUUGCAACUAUUCUAUAAUAAUGGAUAACGGUCCUUCACGCUGGGCCAGGACUGCUCAGGAGCUUCAAAUGGCUGGUGAAGAAGUGGGUGAUCCUUUUGAAAUCUCAACCAUUCGGCGCGAUGAUUAUGAUUUUCAUAAAGGGAAGUCAGAAUAUGAAGAUAUUUUGCAGUGUAACAACCUGCCAUCCAGUGCCACAGCCCGUGGACACCAGUCGCCUGCAGCUUUCCUCAUCAUGGGGUCUGGCCUAGAUAAGCAUGGAAUAGAUUCCGAAAAACCCCUUCGCUACUCCCACAUCGACAUCGCUGGAUCUUCUGGUCCAUUUCCUGGGGUACCAACCGGAUCACCGGUGGUUGCCCUGGCGGCAAAGUACAUCCUGCAUCGUGUCUGAGCAAACUGAUGUGAUCCAUUGAAAUGAUUUUUCUACUCAGCGUUCAGAGACCACCUAGGAAAGUAUAAUCGUAGGAGCUCCAGUGAAAUGGUCAGCCCAUGUUCUUGAUUCUGAAGUAAACCUGAAGUUAAUUAGAUUUUCUGUAGGUUGGUCAGUGCAACUUUUCUAGAAUAGUCUGCAAGCAGGUUAAUCAGUACUCCAAACUUUAUCUGUAUGUAAUUUUUGCUGAUUUUGUCUUAUGCAAUCUAAAUAUUUCAAAUAAUUUUGGUGGUUUUGUUGAGGGUAAGCUAUCAAUUGUAGGAAAAGGGCAAAAGACAUUUUUAACUGAUCAGAAUCACAACAGUCAAAAGCAAAAUAUUAGAGGUGCUUGUGUUUGGCAGGGCCUUCUUUCAAAGGCUGCUGUUAAGUGUAGUUUCAAUAAUUGUGCACAUUUGGCAUCCAAGUUUGACCUUUAAUUGCACAUGUUUCCAAUUGCAUUCAUUUGCCUUUGUAGCUGUGAUUUUGACAUGUGUUUUGAGCCAAAUCAGAUUACACUUUUAAAACUGGUCUUAGUGCAAUAAUGACCAAUUAACACCGUCAAAAACUAUGCUUGAUCAUGAGUUAGUCAACAGUGAUCCUGUUGCAAUUUCAUAACAUGCUCCUCUUCUCAUUGUGAUUUAUUCGGGUUUGUACAAUUUUUUGAGCGGGUUAGUAAAAGGAUUUAAUGCUAUAUGUUUCCUGUGGCUUGGAUUGUGCCAGUUUAGUCAUUUGUGAUUUUAGCCUUCCUACUGUAAUCUAGAAUAAAAUGCUCCACCUGAACAAAAUUUUUACCUGAACAGUUAUUAGUGGACCAGAGGGAUUAACAAUUAGGUAAUUUCAGUCACCAUUAUACCCACACCAGUCAUCUUGGCAAAGGAAAACCAAGUCCACUGGUAUCCUAUUAAGCCCUGGACAAAUUCUGAGUAUAUCUUUCAUUCUUAUAAGAUUCGAUAGUUGCUUAAUUUAUCUGUUUUGGAUAAAUCCCAGGAAUCAACCAUUGCAACAUUUCCUCUAUUACAUUGAUAUCAUUCAUUUUUCAGUCGGGAGACCAAACUUGUGUGCAGUAUUCCUGAUAGUUUUGCCACGGCCAUAAUUGGAGCAAGGUUUCUCUACUCUUGUGCUCAAAUCUUCAUGUAAUAAAGGCUAGUAUACAGUUU